Drosophila suzukii is the source of this 742-nucleotide messenger RNA. Its product is annotated as ubiquitin-conjugating enzyme E2 L5. NCBI's taxonomy places the organism in Eukaryota, Metazoa, Arthropoda, Insecta, Diptera, Drosophilidae. The record is from RefSeq and is a predicted model, not a curated record.
GGCACCCUAGCAGUCCUGUCCAAAAACGUUAACAAAAUCCAGCAGAAAACUUCCACACUCGCAGACACAAGUACCUACACUCGCUAACACAGAAAGGGGAUAAAAACCGGAGACCAUGGCCAAAAAGGAGGAGCCCCUUAUGGACGGGCCCAAGCGGAUGAACCGCGAGUUGGCCCUGAUGCUGGAGGACAAGCAGAACCUGCAGUUCCGCAACUUGUGGGUGGAGCCGAAUAACAUCUACAAGUGGUCAGGGCUUUUGAUGCCGGUUGCUCCGCCAUAUGACAAGGGCGCCUACAAAAUGGAGAUCGACUUUCCACUGGACUAUCCAUUCAAGCCACCCCGCAUCCACAUAAAUACCAAGAUGUACCACCUGAAUGUCAACGAACGUGGACAGAUUUGUGUGCCUAUUCUGGAGAUCGAGCACUGGAUCCCCACCACUCGGAUCGACCAAGUCCUGCAGGUUCUGCUGGCCACUAUCAACGAUCCGCAGCCGGAAAAUGCCUGGCACAUGGAAAUGGCCGGGGAAUAUCGUAAUGAUCCGGUCAGGUUCUUUAAAAUGGCCGAUGCCUGGGUCCAGAAGUACAGUGAACGCCGGCCCACGGAAGAGGAACUGGCUAAGUUCGCCCGCAAGCGCAAAAAAGCCAUGUCGAAGGAUUAGAAGUUAAAUUGUGUGAACUGAUUCUAAGGUUCAUAAGUUAUAGGUGAUGAAAAUUAAAUGGGUAAACUUAAUAUGCCAGACAGU